AUGUUGACAAACAAAGUGUUUAUGAAGAAAACCAAACGAGGAAACAUCCUCAAAAUUGUCCGCGAACACUAUCUCCGCGACGAUAUUUGGUGCGGCUCGGGCGCUUGUCAAAAGUGCCCCCGGUCGGAAAAUGAUGCGAUUCUCGAUGUUGCCCCGGAAUCGCUGAGUGGAAAGUAUGACUUUCCGCACUAUCUGCUCCUCGAUACAAACAUCGUACUGUACCAGAUGGACCUUCUGGAGGAAUCGGCCGUCCAGAACGUGGUCAUUUUGAACACGGUGUUGGACGAGGUGAAACACCGCAGUGCCGUGGUGUACAAACGGUUAAGGGCGGUCCUCUCCAAUCCGAGCCGAAAGUUUUACACCUUUGUGAACGAGCACCACAAGGACACGUAUAUCGAGCGAUUGCCAGGGGAAUCGGCAAAUGAUCGGAAUGAUCGAAUGAUUCGCACGGCGGCGGUGUGGUAUGGAAAGCACCUGAAGAAGUCACGCACGGGGCUGAAGAUUAUUUUGCUCUCCGAUGAUACGGAUAAUCGCAAUAGAGCGAUCGAACUGGGGUUGAUUGCUUGCUCCGCCGCGGACUACAUCCAAACGGUACGGAACGAAAAUGCUCAUCUAUUGGACAAGAUUUCACACCGAGAGUGCAGCAGUGAGGCGAAGGAACCUCUAUUUCCUUCACAUCUGACCGCUUCCCAAAUUCAUCAGGGCAUCAAGAGCGAAAGCUUGCUGCAGGGUUCGUUUCUAGCAUCGCGCGAAAACUAUCUGGAAGGAUUCGUGCGCGUGGAGGGAAUCGAGAAAGCGGUGCUGAUCCAGGGGCGGCUAAAUUUGAACCGUGCCGUCGAUGGAGACGUGGUAGCGAUCGAGAUGCUGCCCGAAAGUGAAUGGAAAACGCCUAGCGACAUUGUGCUGAUGGACGAGCAGAAUGAUCCGGGAGAUAUGAUCGAACAAGACCCAUCCUUCACGACGAAGGCGCUGGCGAAGGAGCUUCUUGAACCAACAGCAAAAGUGGUCGGAAUCAUUAAGCGCAAGUGGCGCCAGUAUUGCGGCAUUUUACUUCCCAGCCACAUUCCGGGUACGACGCGACACAUUUUUGUUCCUGCCGAAAGAAAAAUUCCGCGCAUUCGUAUAGAAACGCGCCAAGCGACGACGCUUCUUUCGCAGCGCAUCAUCGUUGCGAUCGAUCAGUGGCCACGUCACUCGCGCUACCCACAGGGACACUUUGUGCGAGCGCUCGGGGCAAUUGGCGCCAAGGAAACCGAAAAUGAGGUAAUCCUGUUAGAACACGACGUGCCGCACAAUCGCUUUUCCGAAGACGUUCUCGCCUGUCUGCCGCAGCUGCCGUGGGUUAUUACGCCAGCAGAUUUGCGGCGAAGAGUCGAUCUUCGUGGGAUCACCAUUUGCUCGGUGGAUCCUCCAGGCUGCACGGAUAUCGACGACGCGCUUCAUGCUCGCAGACUUCCCAACGGCAACGUUGAGGUCGGAGUCCAUAUCGCAGACGUGAGCCACUUUAUACGACCGUGCACUGCCAUCGAUCGCGAAGCAGCCAGCCGAGCGACGACCGUAUACUUGGUGGAUAAACGUAUCGACAUGGUACCGGAACUGCUCAGCUCCAAUCUAUGCUCGUUGCGCGGCGGUGAGGAGCGUUUCGCUUUUUCCUGUGUCUGGGAACUGAACAACGAGGCACAGGUACAGCAAGUUAAGUUUCACAAGAGUGUGAUAAAGUCGAAGGAAGCACUCACCUACGAGCAGGCACAGUUGAUCAUAGACGAUCGUACGCAAACAAACGAUGUGGCCGUGUCGCUCCGGUUGCUCAAUCAAUUGGCAAAAAUUUUGAAGCGGCGCCGCACGGAAAACGGAGCCCUAGUGCUCGCAUCGCCCGAAAUUCGCUUCCAGGUUGAUAGCGAAACACACGAUCCGAUUGACGUGAAGGCGAAACAGCUGCUCGACACCAACUCGAUGGUCGAAGAGUUUAUGCUUUUGGCGAACGUUUCGGUGGCGGAGAAAAUUGAACAAGAGUUCCCCGAAUGUGCGAUGCUCCGGCGACAUCCUGAGCCACCGCAGAACAACUUUGAGCCGCUAGUAAAAGCUGCCCAACACCAGGGUUUCAGGAUAGUGACCGAAAGCGGGAAGCAACUGGCGACUAGCCUGGAUGAAGCUGUCAAUCCGGCCAAUCCGUACCUCAAUACGAUGCUUCGCAUUCUGGCUACACGCUGCAUGAUGCAGGCGGUCUACUUCAUCAGUGGCACGCUACGACGGGAUGAGUUCUUCCACUACGGUCUUGCUGCUCCGAUUUAUACUCACUUUACGUCUCCGAUCCGUCGAUAUGCCGACAUUAUCGUACAUCGACUUCUGGCCGCUUGCAUUGGCGCGGACUCCACCUACCCCGAGCUGCUGGACAAAAAACUCAACUCGAACCUGUGCAACAACUUGAACUACCGGAACCGCAUGGCCCAGUACGCGGGCAGGGCUUCGGUAGCACUUCACACGCAUCUCUUCUUCCGCAACCGUUCCGAAGACGAACAGGCGUUUGUGCUGUUCGUUCGGAAGAAUGCAUUGCAAAUUUUGGUGCCAAAGUACGGCUUCGAAGGUACAAUCUAUGUGGCUGGCCGCGACAAUCAGGAGAUUAAAAAAGGCGUACAGUUCGUUUACGACGAGGAAAGUCAAACACAACGUUGCGGAGACGUUAUGUUCCGUGCCUUCGAUCCGGUGAUCGUGCGGUUGAGUCUAGAUUCGACGAAUGUGCAGCACGAGAAACUGGUGUUUGAGCUGGUGCAUCCACACAUCGAAGGGUUCAGUGUGCUGCCUGCCAAACACGGGUCGGGACCGCCCGUAGAAGGGAGUGUUCCGGAAGCACCGAUCAAGCGGAAAACUGAUCCAAUGCAUACGAAAACAAAAAAAAGUAAAAAGGCAAAGUAA
Molecule: messenger RNA, 2913 nt
Organism: Anopheles cruzii
Lineage: Eukaryota; Metazoa; Arthropoda; Insecta; Diptera; Culicidae
Gene: Dis3
Product: exosome complex exonuclease RRP44
Exons: 1
Coding region: 1-2913 (970 amino acids)
Biological process (GO): rRNA catabolic process
Cellular component (GO): cytoplasmic exosome (RNase complex); nuclear exosome (RNase complex)
Molecular function (GO): endonuclease activity; RNA binding; 3'-5'-RNA exonuclease activity
Source: RefSeq, a predicted model, not a curated record